GCCCAUUUAUAUGAUACCAAAAACUUUCAUAAACCCCUAAUCUUCUCUACAAACUUCCUCUCUUCUCUGUCCUACCGCCGCCGCUAUCUCUCAAUCUCUGUUUUUUCUUGCAACGGGGAGGAAGAACUUCUAAUCAAGAAGAAAAAUGUCAGCUGAUGAAGUUGCAGUUGUGGCUGAGGCUCCUGUCCCAGCUCUAGGUGAGCCGAUGGACAUUGAGACUGCUUUGCAACUUGUUCUUAGAAAAUCGUUGGCUCACGGUGGGCUUGUUCGAGGCCUUCAUGAGAGUGCUAAAGCUAUUGAGAAGCAUGCUGCUCAGCUCUGUGUCUUGGGAGAAGACUGCAACCAGCCAGAUUAUGUUAAACUUGUCAAAGCUCUUUGUGCGGAGCACAACGUUAACUUGAUGACAGUCCCAAGUGCGAAAACCCUUGGGGAGUGGGCCGGUCUAUGCAAAAUUGAUUCCGAAGGAAAGGCUAGGAAAGUUGUUGGUUGCUCUUGUGUUGUAGUUAAGGACUUUGGGGAAGAUCACGAGGCGCUUCACAUCGUCCAGAAGCAUGUGAGUUCAAAUUGAUUAUCGAAAUGGUGUCUGUCGAGACUACAGUUGUUGGUCUCACUUAGAAAGUUUUUGAUCGUUAGUUAUGUUUAGAUUUGGUGCACCGUUGUUGCUUAACACCUUCACCCCUAUAAUGUGUUUUUCUUUGUUGAUUGAUUGGAAAGACUAGUUUUUAUCUUCUGAGUCCAUUGAUGUGGAGCUCAUUAUCAUUCCGGCCAACAGAACAAUUUAUUCAUCAAGAGUCUCCUUGCCCAUGGGAAAAGUGGAAUAUUUAUCAUCUUUCUUGCUGAA
Messenger RNA from Benincasa hispida (wax gourd), 841 nucleotides. Its product is annotated as small ribosomal subunit protein eS12-like. The record is from RefSeq and is a predicted model, not a curated record. Gene Ontology annotation, molecular function: structural constituent of ribosome. Gene Ontology annotation, cellular component: ribosome. Lineage: Eukaryota; Viridiplantae; Streptophyta; Magnoliopsida; Cucurbitales; Cucurbitaceae. Gene Ontology annotation, biological process: translation.